Westerdykella ornata is the source of this 1844-nucleotide messenger RNA. RefSeq lists its product as uncharacterized. Lineage: Eukaryota; Fungi; Ascomycota; Dothideomycetes; Pleosporales; Sporormiaceae. The transcript is spliced from 2 exons. Bases 102 to 1541 code for a protein of 479 amino acids. The record is from RefSeq and is a predicted model, not a curated record.
ACCACUACCGCGAACCUGGAUCUCGUCAAAGACCAGGCCCCUUGGUUUUCUAUACCCAUACUGACCUGAAACCGCCCCUCACCCAGCUAAUCCUUGGUCUCAUGGCAAAGAAGAAGAAGCCAGCGGCCAAUCCUUCUCGUGGAUUCGCCACAACAUCCAUAGCGAGCAAACCAAAAUAUGACAAGCCGGCUGAACCUGACGUCAAGGCCUCCGAGAAGGAUGUGCCAGCUCCCACUGUUUCAAUUCCGGCUUCGGCGGCCGUAGCAGCCAACAAAGCCUCCACAGAGGUUCUGCAGCAGACUCCAGAAGAGCUGGAGGCCCAAUUAGAACGGGACGAGCUUCAGCUACUCGUUGAAAAGCAUGCAGCAAAGAUUCGAAGAGAUUCACGACGCCACGUUGCCAGGUUCGAGAGCGAGAAAAGGGUGUUGCGACCCCAAGCUCAACAAGUGACCCUCCAUGAAUGGCUGCCUGCCGAAGCACUGGACCGUUUGAUCGAGCUGGCACACGCAGAUUUGCAUGACUCAAACUUGAGGCAAGGACAGCAAUUUCUGCUGAGAGUCCUUUCCGAGGAAGAUGCAAUGGCGAAAUUAUGGGCUUUGGAUGUCACGUUACGGGAGCUGGGCUUUUCCCAGGGGCAAAUAGAGCCAGUCCUGCGGUGGCUAUGUGCAAAUGCCGCUGGUGUGGAUGCUACAGCGCCCAUCUGGGGAUUCCAAGAGGCAUUAGAAUGGCUCGUCUUGACUGACCCCUCGAAUAGCGUUCUCUCUUAUGAAGAGCCUAGGCCUAGAGCGUUAGCCUCCUCACGUCUUUCACGCGUUGGGACGCAUGAUCCAUCCGAGAUGGACAAAUCUAGCGAGACUCUACGAAAACCAUCCUCAAGGGCUUCGCCUGCCGCCUCAUCCCCAGCUGCGCCACAGGUUGCCCCGCCAGAGACCGGAGAUAUAGCCGUCAGUGAUCUGGAUAGUGAUAUUGAGCCGGACCAGAUUGUACCGACGUAUCUGAGAAUCAAAGGCCGGCUCUUCGAGAUCGAUCCAGAUGCUGUGGAUUCUCCGUCUACAACGUCGCGGAAGAAAACCAAGGGACAGAAUGCGAUGAAUACUAAGCAAUCCCCCGCGGUACGGAAGCUCCUUGGUCAGCUCCAACAGCUUGAGUCGGAUGCGCUGUUUGAUCAAGAUGAGGCGGAAGCGCUAUGGCCGACUCGCCGCAAUCAACUUGCACAGGCAAAAGCUGCAGAGAAAAGAUUGCAAGCUGAGAAAGCAGCACCGACAGAAGCUGGAAGGGCAUCUCCUACUUCCGGAGCCGACCAAGAAAUCAAGGCUCAGUCUGCAGCUGCCGAGGAGUCCGACGAUGAAGACAGUGGAAUGCUCGGAGGCAUGUUUACUGAAGUUGCCACUGAUGCCGACAGGAGCAUCACCAAGGGAGACGACACUGCCGAGGGCCUCACAGUACGGGAUUUUGGUAAACAAAAUGGAUUGCCUCCGAGACGGGUUCUUGAAGAAGCUGUUCGAUCGAGUCGCCCCACCGCAUCUCCGGCAAUGGCCUAACAUGAUCUUCGUCGAUUGUUGUUCCCUUCCCCUGCUAACCCACCCUUCAGAGACCCUGGUGCUCGGCUGGCAUACAAACUAGUGUCUCCUACUACGUAUGCUUGCAGACAUGCUCUUAGUGUCACUUGGUCCAAAGACCAGGAUAUCGACUAUGAAGAAGCUAUACCUGGAGUGUCUUUUGACAUAGAAGGACUGCGGGUCAAUUUCGUUGCAGCAACCAUCGCAACUGUGUCUGUGGAGCAGAGCGAGGGCUUCAUAUCAACUGCAGCUCUUUUCUCCAUAUUCUCAGCGUCUGCAAAGGAA